Molecule: messenger RNA, 1134 nt
Organism: Aspergillus caelatus
Lineage: Eukaryota; Fungi; Ascomycota; Eurotiomycetes; Eurotiales; Aspergillaceae
Exons: 2
Coding region: 1-1134 (377 amino acids)
Source: RefSeq, a predicted model, not a curated record
AUGACUUCCUUGAAACCUCUGCACGCAUACAAUCUCAGGGGCGAACAACCUCAGCGGCUUCAAGAUUUUGCGUCGGACUUAAAGAAGGCCUUGGAUGCCGUGACCCCGACUACUCAGGGAUACUACCACGAUGUUUCUGUGCUGGCCCUACAUUGGCAGAACGAUGAGAUGGGCGUCGGUCGUCUUGAAGCCGAACUCAUUAAUAUUUUCGGGAGAGUCUACAAUUUCAGGACCGAGAGUUAUCUAAUUCCAGUCAAUAACUCAUACAAUUCUUUGACCGCUAAGCUCCUUUCAUGGUCUAAUUCCAGGGGAGGAGAACAUACACUUAGGAUAGUGGUGUAUUCCGGGCACGCACAAUAUGCCGGUACAACGGAUUCUAAAUGGUAUCUAGCGGGGAGGGCCGGUGCAGCAGGAAACCUCGUGGGGGCUAGGAUUGACUGGAGACGCAUAAGUGGCGUAAUUGAUACUAUGGACGGGGACGUCCUUUACAUCUUCGACUGUUGCUCCGCCGCUUCGGUGGCCAUGAAAAGUGGCCCGGAGACGAUUGCGGCUUCGGGAUGGGAGCAAACGGCAACAGCGAACCUCCACUCUUCGCUCACGCAAGUCCUCAUAGACACCCUUGACGACCUGAGAGGAGCACCUGAGACUGCUGCCGGAAUAUACGCUCGACUCUUCCGAAAUGCGUACCAAAACCAGAUAGGCGCUUGCCCUGUACAUGUACCGAAGGACGGGUCUCCAAGUAUCACUCUCCAGAAACUGCAACCAAGAGAGGCACAGAGACUACAGGCUUUAAAGGCCCCUGGAUUCAACAGGGUGCUUAUCAGUGUCAAAAUCCAUGAUGCCCUCUCAGAGCUGGAUCUGAAAUCAUGGACCAAGUGGCUUACGACCAACAUUCCAUCUGGAGUUUUGGCUGUAGAUGUAAAGACAGAGGCCGCCUUUCAGGGAUCUGGUCUUAUCCUUGUCACAAUGCCUGUACAAUUGUGGACAAUGCUUGAAGAUCGCACUGCCUAUAGCUUUGUCGCGCAUGUGACCUCAAAUAAUACCCUUCCCUGGCUCACUCAAUCUCUCCCUAUACGCCCUGCGGCUCCGUCUGGGCCAGAGAACCAACCCUUCCAUCGCAAAGGAAGCAAGUAG